Paralichthys olivaceus (Japanese flounder) is the source of this 2570-nucleotide messenger RNA. The record is from RefSeq and is a predicted model, not a curated record. NCBI's taxonomy places the organism in Eukaryota, Metazoa, Chordata, Actinopteri, Pleuronectiformes, Paralichthyidae.
UUCUGAAUCUCUCCUUCAGAACAGAUUCUUUCUUGUGUUCUUCUGUGUUUUGCAGAUUUAGUGUAAAUCUGUUUUUCUCACCGGAGCCUUGUGGAGCCGUCGUCCUGCAGUAGCGCGGUGCAGCCGGGCCAGGCCGCUGCUGUGCGCCCUGUGUGAUGUUCGAGGACCCGGCGGAGGACCAGACAGAAUAACAACACAGCGGAGGAGCCAUUGAACGAUCCGGAGGAGAAGCAGGCUGCGAUUCUACCCGGAGUCCUGUGUCGCACCACGGGACAGAGAAGCGAAGCCAGCCCGCACCUGUGGGGCUCGUUCUGGGGAGAGGACCCUGAGGUGGAGCGCUGCUGGAGCCGCACUCCCUGCUAGCUACCCGGCUAACGUGCAGCGUUUAGUGCCUGGAUUUGCACAAAAAGCUGGGAUCCGUCGCGCUGGAUUUGUGCGUGGACAUCCGCUUCUCCCCACACCCCUCUGCCCGCAUGUAGGUGAGGUCACGCCGGCCGCUUGGUCUCGCGGAACCGGCCGGUUAGCUCGCUAGCUCGAAGGAAGGAGCGACCCGUCGGCGCAGCUGCGAGCCGGACACAGCCGCGCGUUCGCUCGGCGUGAGCACCAGCGCCAUGCCGCGGCUUGACAGCGGCCUCUCCGCGGAGCUAACCCCGGCGAGCUAACGCUAGCCGGGCACGGCAGGCCGCCUCAGAAGGUCGCUACCACCGCACAGUUCGGCUGAUUAGAUAAAUCACAGCUCAACGCCGGGGACGCACUUUGAGCUUCUCCUCAUUCCCGCGGGUUCAGACAUGUUAGAGGCGGAUACCGCCGGCAAACCGUUCAUUAGCUAGCGGGGGGACAGCGCCGGGGCUGGGGGUUGUUUACAGUGUGCUAGCGUGUUUAUCUCUGCCAGGUGCUGUUAGCAUGCGAGCGAGGAGAAACCCGGGUUAAUUCACCACGCUGAGCUACGUGAUUUAUGAUCAUUGACCACGUGAACACGAAUGAUAUCAGCAUCGAACCCGCGGUGUUGGGGUCGAACCAAAGCAAACGCACGUCUGGUGUGGCGGGUGUGACAUUGUGGAGUUUGGCACAAACCACAUGUGUCCAAAGGUCUUCGUGGUUUUGGUUUCGUCUCACUCCUCCAGCGGAUGAGCUUCCCAGCAGAAGGCUGUUUGUCUCAGCCGUUCAUUCAUGAUUGAUGAUCUGUGAGGAGGCAGACUGUCCUCUAUUCAUCCCCACCACUGCACCAAGCCACCACCAGUCUGUGCUGGUUACCUCUGAACCCCUCAUGUAACCUGGCACAGAAGGACUCGGGGUAUUUGUUUUAGUUUUCGAAUGUGAGUUGUAGCUGCACUUUCUUCUUGUUCUCCCCCGCUGACACCUCACUGGAGCCACCAGAGGCUGGAUGGGAACAUGAGGAGCACGCCGUCUGACCUGGACCGGCUUCCGAGCAGCUUCGAGAUCUGAUCGGAGCACAACAGAGAGCCUGACUGUGUGGACCGAGAACUGAAGAGAGAAUGAGAUGGGGAUAAGAGAGGCCCAGUGACAGCGCUGACCCCCCGCACCAGGAAGCAGAGGAGUGUCACAAGGCUGCGGACAUGAGUCUCCGCCAACCCACCUCCACGCUGGACAGCCCCUUUGCUGCUUGGCUCAGCAGUCUGACCAUCGGGGACUCGGAGCGCAAGUCCUCUGCCACACAGCAGAGGGAGCCAACACCUGACAUCCCGCUUGAGAGCACGGGUCCUGGUCUUGUCCAGAGAUGUGUGGUCGUGCAGAAGGACCAGCUCGGUUUUGGCUUCACAGUGUGUGGAGAGAGAGUCAAGCUCGUGCAGAAUGUCCGACCAGGUGGAGCAGCAGUCAAGGCCGGAGUCCAAGAAGGGGAUCGUAUCAUAAAGGUGAACGGCUCGUUGGUGUCGUCCAUGUCCCAUCAGGAGGUGGUGAAGCUCAUCAAGUCUGGACCGUAUGUAGCUCUGACACUACAAGGACCUCCCCCGUCAGCUGCCUCCUUGCCCUUGGAGCCCCUCCCCACUGACCUCACCCCCAAUCAAAGAACGUCUCUAGGCGGGGAGGCUCCACCCCCUCCGCCUCCGCCCCUGCCCUCUGGACUGAGCAGCAACUCUUCCCAAAGAAUCACUGGACCCAAACCACUACAGGACCCAGAAGUACAAAAACACGCCACUCAGAUACUCAGGAAAAUGCUGGAGCAGGAAGAAGCUGAACUGCAGGGCUUGAUGGAGGAGCACUUGAGGAACCCGUCAGCGUCACUGGUGGAGCGGAUUGAGAGCGCCAAGAGGAGAGCUCACCAAGUCAGGGUCAAGAUUCAGCAGGAUGUGGAGGGAACACGAUCUGAAUCUAUCGCGAGUUACGUCAUAGCAGGAGAAGGUCGACAAUCAGUGGACGUGAGUGAAGGAGACGUGGAGGCCUUUGAGAGUCCCCACUCCUCCCCCUCAUCCUCCUUCAGGACCCCCCUCCACCGACGACAAAGCUCGGACACUCACACCCUCUCUGACUCGGUGAGACGGACACGCACUUGCAUUCACUUCAACUUUAGAGUUAUUCGGUCACUUGUUUCCUCUUCAGGACAACAUUGA